ACGACAAUGAUGGUGAGGGGAAAUAAUCUUGGUAUGCAAUAAGCUCUGCAUAGAAAUAUCACCCUAGAGCGCUGUAGAACCGGAUAAGACAGACAUUAUAGUCAGAGUUCAUAGUUCAAUUGGAUCAUCAUGGCUCCAGCUCCUAUUGACCCCAGAAUAGUUGAUGUUGCGGAACCUUUGAAGCAAACGCUUCCGCUUCCACCAGCAUCACGAAAGCGCCUCGAGAAAGCGGGCAUAGACCUGUCUGAGGGAUACCCUUACAGGCCGUCUCGUCCUUUGUACCUAGACGACGUCUACAAGAUCCGCGAUCAUGACCGGACCCAUGUGGACCCAGGCACCCGCGCGGACCCAGAAAAGAAGGCACUCUUGUCUGCAGCCAAAGAGGUCAUCCAUCUAACCCGACACAUUGGCACGGAGAUCGUGGGACUGCAAUUGAAAGACCUGACGGACCAGCAGAAGGAUGAGCUGGGCUUGUUGAUCGCUGAACGGAGCGUUGUCUUCUUCAGGGACCAGGAUAUCUCACCCCAGCAGCAGAAAGAGCUUGGCGAAUGGUUUGGCGAGAUCGAGGUCCAUCCACAAGUUCCCCAAGUACCUGGUGUCGCCGGAGUGACAGUUAUCUGGCCAGCUUUGCAAGCAACGGAGACUCCUGCUAACUUCCGUCGCCCUGGAGGAGCCUCACGUUGGCACACUGAUCUCGUACAUGAACGUCAGCCUGCAGGUGUAACACAUUUACAUAACGACACCAUCCCCAGCAUUGGCGGAGAUACGCUCUGGGCCAGUGGUUACGCGGCCUACGAGAAGCUGUCGCCUGCGUUUCGUAAGAUGAUCGAUGGUAAAACUGCCAUCUACCGAUCCAGCCACCCGUAUCUUGAUCGCGCCCACCCAGAAGAAGGCCCGAAAUACGUCGAGCGUGAGCAUCCCCUUGUCCGCGUCCACCCUGCCACGGGUUGGAAAGCGCUAUGGGUGAACCGAGCCAUGACCGACCGCAUUGUUGGUCUCGACAAGGCGGAAAGUGAUGUUAUCUUGGGGUAUUUGUGCGAUGUAUAUGAGAAGAAUAUUGACAUCCAGGUUCGCUUCAAAUGGAGCCCUGGGACAAGCGCACUAUGGGACAACCGUAUUACCAUCCACAAUGCCAGCUGGGACUAUGAAGGAUCUGAGCCUAGACAUGGUACCAGAGUCACGGCGCUUGCGGAGAAGCCACACUUUGAUCCUAAUGCUCCGACUAGAAGGGAAGCUCUGGGACUGCUUGAUCGUGCUGAAAAGGAAGAGUUGGCACGAGCAAACUGA
Messenger RNA from Aspergillus costaricaensis CBS 115574, 1287 nucleotides. RefSeq names its product TauD/TfdA dioxygenase family protein. NCBI's taxonomy places the organism in Eukaryota, Fungi, Ascomycota, Eurotiomycetes, Eurotiales, Aspergillaceae. Gene Ontology annotation, molecular function: 2-oxoglutarate-dependent dioxygenase activity. The transcript has 3 exons. Gene Ontology annotation, cellular component: cytoplasm. The record is from RefSeq and is a predicted model, not a curated record. The coding region runs from base 130 to 1287 and encodes 385 amino acids.